AUGGUUGCAGUCAUAGCUGCCCCAGAUGCUGCGGGGGUAGAGACCGUGCAGUUCACUGCUCCCCUCACCCAAGGGUUUGGUUAUGGAAUCAUCAUCGGCUUAGGGUUUGCCUUUGCCUUGGUUAUGAUCUUCAUCACUUGGUCUCUCAAAAGGUAUCAACAUGAGGUUAUCACAUCUGAAAUGUUCUCAACCGCCGGACGAAGCGUCAAGUCUGGUCUGGUGGCGUCUGCUGUUGUGAGUAGUUGGACCUGGGCUGCUACUCUUCUGCAAUCCACGGCCGUGGCCUACCAGUACGGCACUUCGGGACCUUUCUUCUAUGCGUCAGGCGCCUGCGUCCAGAUCAUCCUGUUUGCAACACUCGCCAUCGAGCUCAAGAGACGGGCACCCAACGCGCACACCUUCCUUGAAGCCAUCCGAGCUCGCUACGGCACAGUUGUGCACAUCGUCUUCAUCGUCUUCUGCCUGAUGACCAACAUCCUCGUCACAGCCAUGCUGCUCACUGGCGGCGCCGCAGUGCUCAACUCCAUGACCGGCGUCCCAGUCGUUGCAGCCUGCUUCCUCCUCCCCAUUGGUGUGGUACUAUACACUCUUUUCGGAGGCAUCAAGGCAACCUUCAUCACGGACUACAUGCACACCGUCGUGAUCGUGGUCAUAAUCUUUAUCUUCGCCUUCUCCGCCUACGCGACCAAUGACCGCCUCGGCUCCCCUGGCAAGGUCUACGACCUCCUCGUCGAAGCCGCCCAACGCAAUCCAGUUGCUGGAAACACCGAAGGCAGCUACCUCACUAUGCAUUCCAGAGAAGGCGGCAUCUUCUGGGUCAUCAACCUAGUCGGCAACUUCGGCACCGUCUUCCUCGACAACGGCUACUACAACAAGGCCAUCGCCGCACACCCCGUCCACGCCUUCCCCGGCUACGUAAUCGGCGGCCUCUGCUGGUUCGCCAUCCCCUGGCUCUGCGCAACAACAAUGGGCCUCUCCGCCCUUGCACUAGAGGGAACCCGCCGCAUUGCCUCCGUCGACGUAACAGCCGGCCUCGUCCUCCCAUUUGCAUCGGUCGAACUCCUCGGCUACAGCGGCGCCGUCUGCACAACGCUCAUGAUCUUCAUGGCCGUAACCUCCGCCUUCUCUGCGCAGCUCAUCGCCGUUUCCUCAAUCCUCACCUAUGACAUCUACCAGGCCUACAUCAACCCCGUCGCCAAGGGCAAGCGCCUCGUCUGGAUCUCGCAUCUCUCCUGCGUGGUAUUCGCCAUUGUGAUGGCUGGCUUCGCGACAGGUCUCCAUUACGCCGGCGUCGGAAUGGGCUACCUCUACCUCCUUAUGGGUGUCAUCAUCUCCUCGGCCGUGUUCCCCGGCGCAAUGACGCUCGUCUGGAAGGGCCAGAACUGGAUUGCGGCAGCUGCAUCUCCGGUUCUCGGUCUCGCUAUGUCCCUGAUCGCAUGGCUCGUGACAACAAAGACGCAGUACGGCGUCUUCACCGUCGUAUCCACCGGCGCAAACUACCCCAUGCUCGCAGGCAACGUUGCGGCUCUACUUAGCCCCGUCGUCUUCUCCCCCGUCCUGACGUACGUCUUCGGCCCGCAAAACUACGACUACGAGUCCAUGCGCGCUAUCCGCCAAGUCGACGACUCGGACGUCGCGGCCGCCGCGCAUGUCGACCCCGAGCUCAUCCAAGCAGCGCACCACCCCUCCCCCGCCCAACAAGAGCAAGAAGAAGAUGAGAUCAAAAAACUCAACAAAGCAGCCUUUAUCUCGCGGUGCCUCACAGUCGGCAUGGUCAUCUGCUUUCUCUUGCUGUGGCCGAUCCCCAUGUACGGUUCCAAGUAUGUCUUCAGCAAGCAGUUCUUCACGGGGUGGGUUGUUGUUGGCAUCAUCUGGCUGUUUGGGACGGCGUUCGGUGUGAUUCUGUUCCCGCUUUGGGAGGGGCGGAGUAGUAUGAUGAGGGUUGCACGGCUGAUGAUGCUUGAUGUUAGGGGGAAGUCUUGGAGGAGGGAUGCGUUGGAGGGGCAGAGGGAGGAGAAUGAGGAGAGUGAGGCGAGUGGCGCGGUUACGCCGAGUGAGAAGGUUGUUGGGAAGUGA
Aspergillus mulundensis is the source of this 2076-nucleotide messenger RNA. Its product is annotated as sodium:solute symporter family protein. Gene Ontology annotation, molecular function: spermidine transmembrane transporter activity; putrescine transmembrane transporter activity; urea transmembrane transporter activity. Bases 1 to 2076 code for a protein of 691 amino acids. Lineage: Eukaryota; Fungi; Ascomycota; Eurotiomycetes; Eurotiales; Aspergillaceae. Gene Ontology annotation, cellular component: plasma membrane. Gene Ontology annotation, biological process: spermidine transport; urea transmembrane transport; putrescine transport. The transcript has 3 exons. The record is from RefSeq and is a predicted model, not a curated record.